Molecule: messenger RNA, 4291 nt
Organism: Cydia amplana
Lineage: Eukaryota; Metazoa; Arthropoda; Insecta; Lepidoptera; Tortricidae
Gene: tho2
Product: THO complex subunit 2
Exons: 29
Coding region: 79-4284 (1401 amino acids)
Biological process (GO): mRNA export from nucleus; mRNA processing
Cellular component (GO): THO complex part of transcription export complex
Molecular function (GO): mRNA binding
Source: RefSeq, a predicted model, not a curated record
CAUUGUUCUUACCGUCAUGGCCGUGGAGGCGUUUGCUUCGCUGUUUUCCUAAUAUUAUAGAAUUUAUUUUUGGCUUUCAUGAUGAAAUCGUUUACCAAGUUUGUAUCAGAAUAUUGUAAAACUUGGGAAAAAUCUGGAAAAGAACAAUUUAUCAAAACUGUGACACAAUCUAUAAAAGAUGAAGAAAAGAGUCCAUUGUUGACAAAAUCUGGGAAGCUAUCAGGAUUGUCUGAGAACAUUUACGAUCUACUGCUCUGCGGUCUGCGAGGGGCGCUAAAGAGAGAUGCUGUUUUGUCUACACUCCAAGAAAUAUGUGCUUUACAUGCAGAUAUACCAUCUAUAGUUCUGGACGUGGUGUGUGUACUAGACGCAGAGACCUGUUCAGACAUCCAGAGCGAGGAGCGCUCCAACUUCUGCUACAUAGUGCGGGAACUAGAAUCAUUUAUAUCUGAAAAACUGUUGAAGGAAAGACUGGAAAUUGAUACCUUACAGGAUGUUGGUACAUUGAAGAACAAAAACUUUUACACCAAAUUUAUCAAAAUCAAGACAAAAUUGUAUUACAAACAACGUAAAUUUAAUUUAUUCAGAGAAGAGAGUGAAGGAUAUGCUAAAUUAAUUGUGGAGUUAAAUCAAGAGGUCACCGAAGAAACGGAAUGGAAAGGAUUAUUAGAAAUCAUUCAAUCACUUAUAGGUUGUUUUAAUUUGGAUCCAAACAGAGUGUUAGACAUUAUAUUAGAGUCUUUUGAAGCUCGUCCCCACCUAGACUCGCUAUUCAUAUCCUUAAUCAAGCACUAUAUGGGUGACCCUCAAGUUAUAUCAGAAGUUUUAGGAUUCAAACUUGGCAAUAUGGAAGUGCUAGAUAAAUAUGAAGAACCACCACCACUCAUGACAGUUAUAGCACUGUUAUUACAACAUCAAGUAAUAGCUCUGGAUAAUAUCUAUCCAUGGUUGCGCCCUGAUGAUACGAUAAUGGCCAAAGAAGCGGACAAGGAAUUUAAAGCCGUUCAGGAGUACAUUCGCAAGAUUAACAUUGUGUCCACUAAAGGACCACAGGCCAAUGCUCCCACUGAAUUUGUUGAAGAUAAAUUUGAUCCACAGGAUUACUGGGGCAACCAGAAGCUGGUGCUGAGUGAAGCGCUGCUGCGCGUGAACGCGUGGCGCGAGUUCGCGGCGCUGGCGGCGCGGCUCCCGGGCUCGGGCGUCGCCGAGCGGCCCGCGCGCGCGCUCGCCGGCAUGCUGCACGCGCUCGUCGAGCCGCUCUACAGGAAACACUGUCGAGUCUCCCCAAAGAUCAUGGGCACACCCAUACCACAGCUUACGUCUCCUUUGGCCCCUUCCGCGUGCGUCACAUUCGAAGACAUGAAACAGAGUGUCAUCCCUGCAUUGAUCCUAUUGGGGCCUUCGCUCCAUUAUGAUCCCAUUUUAAUGUAUAAAAUAAUACGUAUACUGCGAACAUCCCGUUCACUAAAAGAAGAUCCCUUGCAACAUGAAGCCCUCACUGUGCUCGACGCUGCCAUAUUGCCCUCGCUCACCCUGAUGGAAGGCAAUUGUUGCAUGGCCGAGGAAGUUUACACCCUGCUCAAACUUUAUCCAUAUCAAUGCAGAUACUGCCUGUACUCCCGUUGGAAGAACGAAUCCGGCGAGCGUCUGCCGGCGCUCAUGCGGGUGCGGGGCAACUCCCUGCAGCGGAUCAAGCACAUCAUGAAGCGCGUGUCCAAGGAAAACAUCAAGCCGCAGGGCCGCCUCAUCGGCAAGCUGUCGCACGCGGCCCCGCAGUUCCUCUUCGACUACAUGUUGCUACAGAUCCAAACGUACGACAACCUGAUCGGCCCGGUGGUCGAGUCGCUCAAGUACCUGACGGCGCUCUCGCUGGACGUGCUGGGCUACUGCGUGCUGGAGGCGCUGGUGGCGUGUCGCGCCGCGCGCGGCGCCGCGUACCCGCCGUGGUUGCAGGCGUUGGCCGCCUUCGCCGGCGCCGCUUUCAAGAAGCACAACAUCGAGCUGACCGCCCUGCUGCAAUUCGUCGCCAACCGCCUUAAGGCGCACCAGAGCCAAGACCUGCUUAUAUUAAAAGAAAUAGUGCAAAAAAUGGCUGGCAUAGAGGCUGCGGAAGAAAUGACAGCGGAGCAAUUAGAUGCCAUGGCUGGAGGCGAACUAUUAAAAGGAGAGGCUGGAUACUUUUCUCAAGUGCGCAACACCAGAAGGUCGUCAGCGCGGUUAAAAGAGGCCAUAGUUGGAAACAACCUAGACAUAUCACUCUGCAUACUGGCCGCUCAGCAACGCCACUGCUGCGUGUGGAAAGAUAUCGAUGAAGACAUCGGUCCCGGCUCCGCGCCCGGCUCCCGGCUGAAGGUGGUGGGGCGGCUGGCGGACCAGUGCCAGGACGCGCUCGUGCAGCUCGGCACCUUCCUCGCCUCCUCGCACGCGCCCGACGAGUACGCCGCACGCCUGCCGCCGCUGCAGGAACUGCUCCGCGAUUACCACGUAGACGCCGACGUGGCGUUUUUCCUCCACCGCCCAGUGUUAGCCCAAAAGAUCGCCGCCAAAGUGGAAAUGCUGCGUAAAAGUUCGGACAGCAGCCCGGAGCUGGCUAUAGAGCGCUACAGCGCCGCGGCUAAGGAGGCCCUAGAGCCGGUGGUGCACUCCGUCACACCCCUACUGCCUCUCAGGACCUGGGAGGAUAUAUCGCCAGAGUUCUACGUCACGUUUUGGUCCCUGUCCAUGUACGAUCUAAAAGUUCCCGAAGAAUGUUACGACAGGGAAAUAGAUCGGCUGAGAGCGGCCGCAGCGGCCGCCGCCAAGGACUCGUCGCAAGGCACCAAAGGCAAGAAGGAGCAGGAGCGGUUCAAUACGCUUAUAGAUAAACUGCAGGAGGAGCGCUUGCGGCAGCAGGCGCACGUGGCGCGCGUGGCGGCGCGGCUGGCGCGCGAGUGCGGCGGCUGGUUCCCCGCGCGCGCCGCCAAGUCCGCCAAGAACGAGACCGUCACGCGCCUCAUGCAGCUGUGCCUGUUCCCGCGCUGCGUGUUCACGCCCGCCGACGCGCUCUUCUGCGCCGAGUUCGUGCACGCCGUGCACGCGCUCAAGACGCCCAACUUCUCCACGCUGCUGUGCUACGACCGGUUGUUCUGCGACAUCACGUACUCGGUGAUGUCGUGCACGGAGGGCGAGGCGGCGCGCUACGCGCUGUUCCUGUGCCGCGUGCUGGGCACGGCCAUGCGCUGGCACGCCGACAAGGCGACCUUCCACAGGGAGUGCGCGCACUACCCCGGCUUCGUCACCAAGUACCGCGUCUCCAACCAGUUCACCGAGGCCAACGACCACGUCGGCUACGAGAACUACAGACACGUGUGCCACAAGUGGCACUACAAGAUCACCAAGGCCAUGGUGGUGUGCCUGGAGUCUGGCGACUACGUGCAGAUCCGCAACGCGCUGAUCGUCCUCAUCCGGGUGCUGCCCCGGUUUCCCGUGCUCGCUAAACUGGCGCAGAUCAUCGAGAAGAAAGUUGAGAAAGUAAGAGAAGAGGAGAAGACGCAUAGGCAAGAUCUGUACGUGCUGGCGACGGGCUACAGCGGGCAACUGCGCAACCGCAUGUCCAGCAUGAUGCGGGAGAGCGAAUUCCAUCAGGUGGUGCAACUGCAGCCGGGCGACAAGCACAAGGCGGCAGCGCCCGCCGCGCCGCGCGACGAGCCGCACAAGCCGGAGCCGGACACCGCGCCGCCGCCCGCGCCCGAAACAGACAAACGGGAGUCACGCACGAGCGACCGGCGCCGAGAGGAGGCCGACCGCGACAAAGAAUCCAAACGCGAAACACGAGUGACAUCUAAAGAAAGAGCCAAAGAAGAAAUUAGAAGCAAAGAAAGAUCACCGAGAGAUCGUCAACACAGAGAGGAGCGGUACCUGGAGACCGUGUCGCCGCCGCUCGACCACCGCCACCCGCCCGACGACAUCGAUCGAGAUGUGAAACGCCGUAAAGUCGAAAGCAGCAGUAACGGCAAGGGCAAAGAGUUAGAGGAACGGUCACCCGAGAAGGAAAAGCGAAAGACUAAAGUCAGAGGUGAUGAACGUAAAGAACGUAAGAUGAGCCGCAAACGGGAUAGAGCUGAUGAAUCAGCAAUUGUAGAACAGAAAAGACGGCGCGACGAACAAAAAGCUGUUUUAAAGAUGGGAGGUCACCAAAACGGAGCGCAGGAAGAGCAUCAUUACGAGAAAUAUCAUAAACGGGAAAAGUCGCCGUUCAGGGAUCGGUCGCAUGAAGAACCGAGAGAUAAACAAUAUCCUUUUUAAUAUCUUU